ACUCAGUGGUGGGCCCUGUUGCGCUCCAGCAUUGUACGCACCAAGGCAGGUUACGGCGUGCUCAGAUUCGAACUCAAGGACAAUGGGGCCUCCGCAUGCUGACCUGAAGGCUGAGUUCCCAGACGACUCGCUUGGCCGGGCUGUUCAAAGCUUGACGUCAGAUUGUUCGAGGCCCAGGCUCCUUCCAAUCCUGCAGGCAACCUAGGCUUGAGCCUUGAGCACUUCCAACAAGAAACCCUCAGGCUGUUCAGUGUUGAGACUCUGAGAGCUACUUUUUAGAAGCACUUCCAGGCGUCUUCGCUGCAGGAUCUGGUGAUUUGCACAAGGGUUAAUCAGAAUUAUGAACUGAGCUGAAUGCAUUGAUACAGAAAGGUAUAAAGGUUGCUGGAUUGAGUGGAUUGGGCCGGGCCGCAUGUACAAUCUUUUGAGACGGUGCUCAGAAUGUUACAACAAUGAUAUUGCGAGUUUUUGAAUGUCAGCCAGGAGCUCCGAUCGGACAUGUGACCUCCGAACAACCUCUCGCACUCCUGUCUGGCUGGCCGGUUUGCUCGUCUAGCAAGAUGGGGUGCGCCUGUGGAAAAGUCUGUAGAUAAGCCAAGCGCACUCGCGUUAGUUCUGGAUUGGCUGUGCGGAAAUCUCCGCAGCACAGCUGCAAGAGAGCUUUGUCACCACACGAUGCAGCCUGUUGUGGUGAAUGGUACUACUGCGGUUGUCACAGGAAGAAUUAGUCCUUCAGGGUCGGAAUCACCUCUUGUGGCACGCACAGGGCGGCACAAGCAACGAUACGAGAAUGGUGUGCGGCUGCUGGCUGGAUGCAUACCAUAUCGGACUGUUUCAAAAGUUGGUGCUGAUGGAAGGAGCCAAGACAUCACAGAGGUGCUGUUGAUUACGAGCCAACAUGGCAAGGCGCUUCUUUUCCCAAAGGGGGGAUGGGAGAUCGACGAAACGAUGGAGGAGGCUGCCCUUCGAGAGGCGAUGGAAGAAGCCGGCGUCAGGGGAGUUCUUGGGGAGGCUUUGGGAGCCUACGACUUCAAGAGCAAGCGGAAGGAACAGGAGGACGGGAAUUGGACGCAGUUAGAUUGUAGAGCAUAUGUAUACCCACUUCGUGUCACGGAAGAAAUGGAAACAUGGCCCGAGCAAGACAGCAGAUCACGAUCUUGGUGUCCUCUUGAUGAGGCUAUCACCAAGUUGCGACAUGACUGGAUGCAACAAGCGUUGUCACAAUGGGGAGCAACGCUUGGGCCUUCGGUCUUCUCCGCGUAGUUGUUUAAAUCAUGGGGUGUCAUUCAUAGUCAGGUAGCGUUUAGUUCUACAAACAGUAUCUAUGUGAAGCUGGGAACAGGUCAAGAAGGUACCGCAAGCAGCGUAGGUUUGAAAUUGAAUACCUGACGCUGCCUGGGCUCGAAUGGAAGAGAGACCUCUCGUAGUCUGGCGGCCAGUUGAUAUUUCGAGGGGCAGCAGUCUCAUCAGUUGAUACGCCAGAGGUUAGUAGAGGUCGAUUGUCUAGUCCUUGGAGAUGUGUACUGAGCACUCGAGCCCUUGUACAGGCCCGUGGAGAUUCGAUAUCAGCAGUUCGAGUGCAAGUAUGAUCCUUAGCAAGUUGCUCUGGUUUUCUCAUAGAUUGUUGCACUUGCUGUUGCACCUAUCCAAGAUUGAGCUACGCUUAACAAUCCAAGAAUCGAUUUGGGAACAGUAGGCGGCGCCUCUUCAUAUGGUAGAAAUCAUGUACUGUCUCUUGUAUUGUGCUUGGUUAAAGGCAAAGUGCAAGUCUGUCGUGGUCAGAUUUUGGCCUGUUCAUACGUCAUUCUAAACCGUG
Messenger RNA from Klebsormidium nitens, 1816 nucleotides. The record is from the annotation of a GenBank genome assembly. NCBI's taxonomy places the organism in Eukaryota, Viridiplantae, Streptophyta, Klebsormidiophyceae, Klebsormidiales, Klebsormidiaceae.